AUGGUGGACGUGAUUGAACUCCAAGCGCAGUUGGAAAAACUCGCGGUCGAGUUACGAAGCGAGAAGGAAAAAAACGCGAAAUUGCUCGAGGAGAACGUCGCGAUUAAAGCGCAGACGACGAAAGUCGUCUCGGAGAUGGAAAAGGAAGAGGAGUUAAUCGCGAACGCACUCAUGCGAAAAAUCGAAACGAUGAACGCGGAGAAGAAUAAACUGUUGGUACAAAUAGACCAGGAAGAGGAACACAUCUCGAACGCGUUGCAGAAGAAGUUGGACGAAGUGAUGCGGGAAAAAGUUGAGUUGGAGAGACAGUUGGAAAGCGAGACGGAGUUUGUCGGGAACCGUUUACAACGACAAGUGGAUCAACUCGCGAAGGAGAAGAAAACGUUGGCGAAAGAGCGAGAACGGUUGAGAGAGAAAAUACAGAGAUUACACGGGGAAGGAGAGAAACUGAGACGGGAAAAAGUCGCCAUCGAACACUCGCUGGAAACCGAGGAGGAGAAUAUCGUGAACAAGCUUCAAGCGCAGAUACAGAAGCUGUUGCAACAAAACGUUCUGCUGGAACGUAAACUGAAUCGCUUACAGGGUGGGAAUUUUGCGGCGACGAGUGAUUCGGAGCAAAGCGAAGAUGGAUAUUCGUCGACGUAUUCCGCCAGGGCGGCGUAUUUGAGUUCCUCUCCGAGGAGCACGAGAAGCGGGACGAGUACGACGAGGGACGGGAGCGUAGGCCCUCCGGGAAGUCGAGGCGCGGGGCACGGCAGUCGAGGGGAUUUUAUCACGAGUUGGCAACGCGGGGCGUAUGCGGCGCACAGCAAAGAGAAUAGUAGUAGUCAUAAUACUAAUAAUAAUAAUAAUAACAACAACAACAACAACAAAAAGAAGAAGGAAAAAGGAGAGCCUUCGAGCGAGUCCGGGUCGCAAAGAGAGAGUUUGGAUAUCCCGACCGGCCUCGGGAAAGCGCCGCACAGGACUUUAUCGACCGGCGGUCCCGGAUCGACGUACAGUCAAUCUGGGAUGACGGAAGAUAACGCGACGAACGCGACAACGCACGGAAACGAAACGCCAAUGAGUUUACCGACGACGCCGAGGAGCGGGUUAAGCGUCCAAAAUCCAGAUUCUGAGAUUGAUUUUUAA
Molecule: messenger RNA, 1131 nt
Organism: Bathycoccus prasinos
Lineage: Eukaryota; Viridiplantae; Chlorophyta; Mamiellophyceae; Mamiellales; Bathycoccaceae
Exons: 1
Coding region: 1-1131 (376 amino acids)
Source: RefSeq, a predicted model, not a curated record